CAUGCCCAUCCCACCAAACUUCCGCUUCCGCCGUUGUUUGCCCAUCUUGAACACUUUCGUUCAUCAUGUCCGGCAUUCCAGCCCAUCUCUCCUGGGCGAUUAUCAGGAAUAACAAUGCUUUCAUCAUGAAGAGAAGGAACAUCACAAAACCCUUCAGCACGGAACCUAACAAUCUUUCCAACCUUGCCUCGUUCCGCUUCAAUGGGUUGAUCCACAAGAAAACCAUUGGCAUUGAGCCUGCAAAGGACAACAAGGGAUUCCAGCUUGUGUGGAAGAAGACCAGAAAUCAGCAUAGGCUGGCUAAGCUGACCAACAAAACCACAAUGAAGGCUGGUCCUAGGCGGUCUCUGUACAAGCUCCGCAAAUUUAUUUUGAAGAAUGGAUACAGGAAAGACCUGACUAAGGCUGCGUUGAGGAGGGCAAGUGCUGUGCUCAAGUCCCAGAGACCUUUGCCAGCGAAGAAAAUUCGCCCCAAGAAAACUGAAUAAAUUUGUGGUUAAUAAUAAGACCUUGCUUAAUGGGAAGUAAA
Neocloeon triangulifer is the source of this 529-nucleotide messenger RNA. RefSeq names its product large ribosomal subunit protein eL28 (gene RpL28). The record is from RefSeq and is a predicted model, not a curated record. Gene Ontology annotation, cellular component: cytosolic large ribosomal subunit; ribosome. Gene Ontology annotation, biological process: translation. The transcript has 5 exons. Bases 66 to 488 code for a protein of 140 amino acids. Lineage: Eukaryota; Metazoa; Arthropoda; Insecta; Ephemeroptera; Baetidae. Gene Ontology annotation, molecular function: structural constituent of ribosome.